UCUGGUAUUCUACACAGAAAGAACACUUUUGUGGUUAGAGGCUUUCAAGCAGUUCUAUCAGCGAAAAAGUAUGAAAACAACAACAACACGGAUCAAACAUGGAACUAAAAUAACCGUAUUAAAUCAUGUGACAGUGGAAAUUGGUGAUUCAGGCAUUAUCACUGUCUUUGGAGAAGAACUACAGGAUUGGAAGGACAAUGAUUUUGAUUUGAUCAAAGGUACAUUAAUUUCAUUGAAACAAACUCCUAUCUCUGACUCAUACUCUACAUCUCUGCCAUCUACAUCAACACCAUGUAGUACAUCACCAGCACAGACGCAAGAGGAUAUUUUCAUUAGCCAGUCUAAGGAAAUAGACAUUGGUGAGGACAGCAUUAUUUUCUUCUUGGGUAAUGAUACUAUACCCAACACUCAAACUGACACUGAUGAUCCCAUCCCAGAACCUUUAUCUCAGUCCCUUAUACAGCCUACUGUUAUUCCAGAAACUCAGCCAGAUAUCAAAGAACCACUUCCUCAGAAUGAACCACAACCAGCAACAGUCAAAUUGUCAAAUAAAUCUCCUACUCAGACAGAAUCUACUUCAAAACCUGAAAACACGGGCAUAACACAAGAGUUACAAAGUGAAAACAAAAAACUUAGGACGAGGAUUAUAUCUCUUGAAAAGAGACUUGAGGAGAAGUCUGUGGAACAUAGUCGACAAAUAAUUCAGCUGAAUGCCAAGUUGCAGGAUCUGCACUAUAGGCUUGAAGCAGCUGACAAGAAGAGUGAAGAUGACAUCAAGAUGGCAAAACAACUUCAUGAGCAAGAGAUGAGAGAUAUAGCAACUAAGCUAGAAUGCUAUGAGUUAAAUGAGAAGUGGCAAAUUACGACAAUACAGGGGUUAAAAGCAGAUCUUGCAACCCAACACAGAAAAAAUGUCGCUCUUAUAGAGAGAUUUCAACAGAUGGGUUGUCAUGAUUUCAAUCAGUCACUCCCACAAUCAAUGACACCCCCAACAGUUAUUCCAAAGGGACGACCAACUUCAAAGACCAGGACUUCCAAGACCUCUGUCACUAAGAAUACCUCAUUGCCUGUCAUAAAUACACCCCCAAACUCUGCUUCAAAGGGAUUACCCACCCAUGACAAACAAGGUAUCUCACCAACUACCAACAAGAGACCCUCUAACAAAGCAGCUAAAGUUGCUCCAAAGAACCCCCCUAAGCCAACACCAAGGGAAUUCAACAAUGGUCACAAGCAGCUCCCUACUUCUGUCCAUAUAAUGUACUCUUCAAAUGGGAAGAAAUUGGCGGGUAUUAUGAAUGCUAGAUCAAAAGGGAAAAGCAUGAAAGUGACUUCAUCAGUAUAUAGUGGUGCUAACAUUGAAUAUGCAACCCGAGUCAUACAACAAGGUGACAUAGGUAGAUCAACAGAUCACAAAUUCCUCGGUUUUGGAACAAACAAUGUAAAAGAUGACUCUGCACAAACCAUUAUUUAUGAGUUAAAAAACCUUGCAAUGACAGCCAAAAACCAGCAUCCAACUUCUAAAAUAACCUUGUGUGGACUGCAUCACCGGGGAGAUCAUGCCAAACCACAAGAAGUCAAACAAAUGAAUAUCAAAAUUGACCAUGUCAAUGGAGAGAUGGAGUCUUUUGCCAUGAAAAAAGGCUUCCAUUUCAUUAAUAUCAACAGAAUAAAUGAUUCAACAUCACAGAACCCCAACAUGAACAUACUUUUUAAUGACAAACUCCACUUUAAUCACACUGGAAGAACUCGGUUGGUAGAUGCGAUGUUGUCUAUCAUUAAUUCAACACACAACUCCUAUGCAGAUGCAGCAAGAAUUGGAAACCCUCACUACACUCGAACUGGGCUCAAGUUAUAA
Owenia fusiformis is the source of this 1855-nucleotide messenger RNA. NCBI's taxonomy places the organism in Eukaryota, Metazoa, Annelida, Polychaeta, Sabellida, Oweniidae. The record is from the annotation of a GenBank genome assembly.